UAACUACAAAAAAUAUUUUUCAAUCAUUUUAAUGGCAGUAGUUGAUGCCAAUUUGAGUUUUAUUUACAUUGAUGUAGGAUCUUACGGUAAAGAAUCAGAUUCUAAUAUUUUUAAGGAAAGUUCUUUUGGAAAAAAGUUGUAUUCAAAUGCCCUUAAUAUUCCUGGUCCUAUACGUUUACCUAGUUCGCAAGGUUCACCACAGCCUUAUGUUUUUGUUGGUGAUGAGGCAUUUGCCCUUCACACAAAUCUAUUAAGGCCGUAUCCACAACGAGGACUCAACGACGAACGUAGAAUUUUUAAUUACCGUUUGUCCAGAGCUAGACGCACUGUAGAAUGUGCUUUUGGAGUACUUGCCAACAAAUGGCGAGUAUUACAUACUACUAUUUUAGUAAGUCCCGAAUUUGUCGACGAUAUAGUAAAAUCCUGUUGUGUCUUACAUAACUUUGUCCGAAAAAGAGAUGGAUACAAUUUUGAAGAUAUGGAAAGUGAAUGCAACUUAGACGACAUCGAGGUAAGAGGAACGGGUUCUCGGUCCAAUGGGAUUGAAAUACGAGAAGCGUAUGCGGAAUAUUUUGUACAUGAAGGAGCCGUGCCAUUUCAAAAUCGCGUACUUUAAUCUAGUACGCUAUAUAGUUAGUAUUUUUAUUUACAGUUAAUUUUAAUUUCGGUUGUUCGUUGUUACUUUUAUUUUUAUGUAUAAUUUACAAUUUUGAUUAAAUAAGCGCACUAGGUAAUUAUUACUAAAUAAUUUACUGCUCAAUAUUCGUUGUUAUUUUAAAUUAUUAAUUAAAUGACCAAAAUAUUUUAAUAUUAUUAAUCAUUAUAAUACGUACCAUGUGAAGAAAAUUAAAACAAAUGCUAAUAAAUAUUUUAUUUGUGUAAA
This is a messenger RNA of Acyrthosiphon pisum (pea aphid), 883 nucleotides long. Its product is annotated as protein ALP1-like. Lineage: Eukaryota; Metazoa; Arthropoda; Insecta; Hemiptera; Aphididae. The record is from RefSeq and is a predicted model, not a curated record. The coding region runs from base 32 to 616 and encodes 194 amino acids. The transcript has a single exon.